AAAUGUUGGCUAAUAUUAAUAAAAAAAUUUGUUCUUAGCAUUUCUCUCUUGUAAAACAUUCCUUUUUAUGCGUGGAUAUAAUUGUAAUUUUAUUUUGUUAACACCACUAUAGCACUAUUUCCCUUCCGGAAAUGGUAGAGUAGCAUCAGCCACUUUUUUUUUUCUUCUUAAACUCGUUGUAUUUAGUUAGUUACCGACCACACACUCCAUCGUCACUCUCUGCUCAGCCCACCACCGUCAUCGGCGACAGUCCACAGCACCUAACAUGGAGCCUGAAGACGACAAGUCAGAAACAUCGACAACCAUCAGCACCCUACCGGACUCGAUCCUCUGCAACAUCCUCUCCUUCCUCCCAACCAGAACAUCCAUAGCCACCAGCGUCCUCUCCCGCAGGUGGCGCCACCUCUGGAAGCACCUCCAUGUCCUCAACCUUGACGGUUACUCCUUUAACACCCCUGAACUUUCACGAGACCACGUAGAAGAUCGCUUCGUUGAUUUCGUCAACGAGGUUCUACAACAGGUUCAAGUUCGUCGCAUCCAGAAGUUCCGCCUCGAGGGUGAGGUGCGAAAUUACUCCUGUACCCUCUCAUUCUGGAUCGACGCCGUUACUUCCGGGCCUCACCUCCAAGAACUGUACCUCUCUCUUUGGAACUCCAGUGGCUCCUUUUACACAUUACCUUACAGUGUUUUCUCUUGCACCUCACUGGUCUCACUCAUCUUGAAAGGUGAUAUUAUUGUUUCUUUUGAUAAUCUUCAAUCUCUUCAGUUGCCAUCUCUCAAGAACUUAGACUUGGAAAUAAUCUCUACUGAACUUGACAAGCUUUUAUCUCUCUGCCCUGCGCUUGAAACUCUAAAGGUCUUUAUAUUCUUUAAUUCCGGUGGCAUUGAUCCAAAUGAAAUCCACGUGCCUCGUUCUUUGAAGAGAUUAACUCUCGAGAGCGAAGCUUGCGAUUCGACGGUUGAUCAUCUUGAGAUACACACGCCGUCUCUUGAGUACCUUGAUAUUGCUUUAGUAGCUUGUUACUCGCAGAUUUCGGUUAGGACUUAUCCGAACCUGGUUGAAGCAUGUCUGAAUAUUUGUUUUGAUGAUAUGCAUAUUGAUUGGAUGCCCAAGCUUCUCAAUGCAGUCUGCAGAACAAAAUUUCUUGCCUUGCAAGCUUCAACAACCGCGUGUUUGAUUUGUGUUCCAUCUCUAGAGUUUCCCCAAUUCUUCUGUUUGGUUAGGCUGCAAAUUGGUUUUGAAUUUUUCAACUCCAGAGUGCUAAUAGACUUGCUUCACUGUUGUUGCAAGCUUGAAGCUCUCUUAAUUCAUGCAUGUGAGUCGGUAAGUUACGGUUGCUUGUAUGGGGAACCUGUUGAACCUAGCAGUUGGACACAACCGGUGAGUGUUCCAAGUUGUGUCGUAUCACACCUGAACAUUAUUGAGUUUAGAGAUUAUGAAGACUUGGAAGAGGAGCAUGAAUUCAUUGCAUAUGUUAUAGAAAGAGGACUUGUUUUGAAGACAGUAACAAUUCAUACUAGGACUUUUACUGAUCAAGAGAUAAAAGAUCAUAUUCUCAAAAAAUUGUCUGUUGUCCCAAUGGGCUCAAGCAUUUGCCAACUUAAACUUGACUAAAGGUUCGGCAAAAGAAAAUUAUUUAGGAGUAUACUCGUUGUUGCUGCAUUAAGAAGAGCAUAGUUUCCUCCUUUGAUAUAUAUUAUUGUGCAGUGUAAAAUGUGUAAAUAGUCAUUCACAAGGAUAUUCUGUGAGUUGGAGUAGUUUAUUUUUUGGCUAUGGAUCCAUUAAAUGGACUGAA
Messenger RNA from Arachis duranensis, 1796 nucleotides. RefSeq names its product F-box/LRR-repeat protein At3g26922-like. The record is from RefSeq and is a predicted model, not a curated record. The transcript is spliced from 3 exons. Lineage: Eukaryota; Viridiplantae; Streptophyta; Magnoliopsida; Fabales; Fabaceae. Gene Ontology annotation, molecular function: protein binding. The coding region runs from base 266 to 1615 and encodes 449 amino acids.